CUCCCUUCAUGUUCUGUUGUAAGUGAUUUGCUUGCUGAUUAAAGCUUCAACAUCGGUUUCUCUUAACCUGUCCAUGGGUAAGGUGAUGUCAAGACACUUUUCUCUUUGACCUCAAAUGAGUCGUAACUGUCUUCUGCUGCGGUUGCCUGAACCUCCAGCAUGAUUCGUUUUCAAAACCGCACUCCGUGUGCGUUCAUUGUGGGACAGAUUCAAAUCUGGCCUGUUGGUUCUGAUCUUAUCGAGAAAUGUUGUCUAGGUGCUCGGAUGUUUUGUGGUGUGCUGACUGCAUUCCAGCCUCCUGCCACCUGCAUGUCUGCGGUGUUUUCUUAUGCGGCUGCCACAUACUUACAAAAGCUCAGCUGCUUCAGGAAGUGUCCCGUUCCUUACAAGGUCACAGAAAUGAUUUUCCUGACAAUGUUCUCAAAGUAGACACUUUAAUUAACAGAAAUAACUUGCACUACAUUGGGUUUUUGCAACACUUAUAAAAGUACCCUGUUCAAUAAAGCUGGAAAAAUACUUUUUAUUUUUUUUUAUGUUGUAAAUUGCAACAAAGCUAACCUAACUUAUUCUCUACUGCUGAUACUCAACUUAACUGGUUUGGUUGAACUAAUUUUAAUAGUUCAAAUUUAAUAAUGAGUUCACUAAUUCGUCUUUGAAGGAUAUAACGCGUGUUUUGACUCAGCACUUGGACGUUUGUACGCAGAUCUGACACAAAGUACUUGUUCCCAUGACAAGAUUUAUGUUCACUUAAGUUUCUUUCCCUGUUGAACUGAAUUCCAGACAGGCUGGUUAUUCUCACUGACGCGCCUAUUAAAAAUAGUUAGCUUCCUCACAGGCUUUAAAGGAAUUUGGAAAAACCUGUGCCAAACAAAACAUGCUGUGUAUAGAAAUUAUUAUUAUUAUGAAGUUUAUUUGAUAGGGACAUACACACAUCGACAUAGACAAUCUGAAUAAAACAGCAUUCCCAUGUAUGCAUCAUGGUGCAAUAGCAACAGCUAAUUCGCAGCACUUGUCCCUAUAUGGGCUUUUGAAACGUAACUCUAAAAAUUGAAGUCAUAAUCAUUUAAAAUAGUACAACAUAAUGUAUAUACAAACAGAGAAAUGUUUCUGGAAAUCUCAUAAAUCAAGUGGAACCAUUAGCAUAUACACACGUAGACCAACCUGUUUGUGACGCCACGCCAGCGAAUCACUAAUUUCAGAUGCUAAAGUCAUUCAGAAGUAUUUUGAAUGACAUGCUUGUAUCUGUUUAUAUUAUGUUUCUUUAAGAUAUUUUUAGAAAAAAGACCCAUAAAACUCUCUAAUAUGAGUUUUUGAAAACAAAAUAAAUAGUCAGUGCAGUCCAGACUGCUGCAGGAAAUCUCUCUUGCCAACAGCCGUCAUGAUCUUCAAUAACUCUCUGAAUAAUCUAAAUUAAUGAGUUAUACCAACAUUUAAUUUCCCUUUGGGAUUAAUAGAGUACUUUAGAAUUUGAGUUUGAGCUAUAUAUUUAAAAAAAAAAAUGAACCACCCAGCACUUUAUUUGUUCAUGUAGAUUAUUAUUAUUUAUUUUAUUUUGCUUUGAGCAUUAGUGAAACGAGCUUACUUAAAUAGAGAGAGACAAUAACCGACCGGCUUGAUCUGGCGUUAUUUUUUGCCUGCUGAUAAUCUGUGCCAAUAAGUGCUAGGAGGGUUGAAGAUGAGGAUUAUAAGUUUCCCCUCCGGUCAGGACAUGAGCCCUAAGCCACCUCGUGUGUCACCACUGCUCACCACAUCUCCAGCUCCAGCUUUGGAGGAAGGUUUUAAAACGGCCACAAGGAGUGAGAGUAGCACACCUUUAGAAAAGCAUAAAAAGCAAACUUCAGGUUCAAAUUUACAACAUUUUAAUUUCCUCUCGUUACUAUGAGAGAUUAACAGAUAAGAGAUUUGUGCAUUGGCCUGCAAUACAUUGAGAAGCGUGUACAUGAGGAUGAUUGACAGCGAUAGGGCCUUUCUCCUGGCUCAGAUUGGUUGUUUUUGACCAGGAGCGGUGCAUUUUUGCCGAUCGCUCAGAGAGGAGGUGGAGCAGUUAGAUUUUUUCACAGAUUAUCUGACUCAUACCUUGCUGUCCCAACAUAGUGACAACUUUAACAAAUAUAUUUAAAAAACAGAAUUUUUAUAGCAAACUGUAGCAAUAACUGUACUGUAGCUUUAAUACUGCCCAAACUGUACCAAUGACCCUCAUAUAUAUCAAAACCUGCCACUCGAUCUCAAGAAGGUAUAUAUUUUUAGUGCCAUUCGGAGUAACCAUGGCGACAGAAUCAGUCAAAAACCACAUGCAUGGAUUUUCUGAAUCCACUAUUUUUGAUGAUUUGCUGUCACCACAGUUUCAGUUACAAGUAUUAUUCAGCAUUCAGUUUUCAGACAUGUAGACGGUAUGUUGAUACCUUUUAGGGUCUUUCCACUAAUGGCCUCUAAGUUUGCCCCAAAGUUUGAUGAAAAAAUUAGAUUUUAGAGUCUAACCGACAUCAAUUACCCAUCAGCUACUGUGGGGAAGCCAGUGGGUUUUUUUUGUUUGUUUGUUUGUUUUCACUGAUAAAGGGUUUUUUUUCAACGUCAACAGUGAGUUUUUAUGUUUUUAAAAUAUGCGAGGACCCGAUUUUAAUAAUAAAAAUACAAUCUGUUCUGGACGAUCUUUUUGCUUUACUGGGCAUGCUCCUCGUUUUGGUCUUCUUGUACCCGUCCUUCUGGGUAAGCAAUGUUGCCUGUCCUGUCAGACUUUAAAAACCCUGCCGUCACAAAAACACGGAAACAGCUGAGUCCAGCCUCGGCUUCCCUUCUGGAUUUUAUUUCUCUCUCCCUUCCCCCAGACUUCUCUGCCGCUGCCUUUGUUUGCUUUGCCUCUUCGCCUCGCAGGGUUACCACCCAACGACCUGCUUUGGAGGCUCCUGAUUGGUGGACUCCUGGUGUCGGGGCGGGCCGAGCGUCAGGCUUGUGCGGGUGUUUACCAGUGGUGAAGAGGCUCUCGGCUGUCAGAAAGCGUUUAGUCCGCAGCGGAGCAGGAUACCUCCCUGCUGGUCCCGUCUGCUGGGGCAGCAGCAAAGAUCCGCGGCACGACACUCUGAAAAGCGCUCCUCACGUUCUUCUCUGCCUCAAGGGCUGCCUGGGAGAGAGCUGAGAGGAAUAAAAAUCGGCCGAUUUCUCUGCCCCGUUUCCUCUUUUCUUUGUUGUGAACCAGCGGCGUCCCCCGAGAGCCGAGCGGAUCAUCACAACAUCAACCUCUGAGGACACCGUGGCAAUAUUUCGCAACAAUCCGCAACCUCAAUGCGACACACAAGGACUUCUGAUCAGGAGAUCUUCAGCCCGUGAGCGUCCCUGAAAGACAGAGUAUCCCCCCCUCCUCCCCCCCAAAAAACGCCCCCUCCACAUUCGUGCAUGCGUGUGUGAGGAGGCUAAUGCCCACCGUAGGGUGGCCAGUGCCAGAGGAGGAUGAGUCCGGCUGUGGAGGCUCAGGCCCAGGAGGGCACGGAUCCAGAGCAGAAGCAGAAGCAGCAGCAGCAGCAGCAGAACCAGCCGUGCUACAUAGAGAAGGGAGUGAUGCUUGAGCCCUUUGUGCACCAGGUGGGGGGGCAUUGCUGCGUCCUGCGCUUCGGGGAGCAGACCAUCUGCAAGCCCCUCAUUCCCCGGGAGCAUCGGUUCUAUAAGACUCUUCCCCCUGCAAUGAGGAAGUUCACCCCACAGUACAGAGGUGUUGUGUCAGUCAGCUUUGAUGAGGAUGAAGAAGGGAAUCUAUGCCUCAUCGCCUACCCCCUGCACAGCGACCUGCCGGCUGACGUCGAGAACAAAGACCCCUCCGCCGAUUGUGAUCCCAAGAGGAAGAUGCUCCACCGCGGCCAAAUGGUCGCGUCCGCACAGAUUUUGGAAAGCGAAAUCUACAGCAAGGACGGCAGAGGCCACCACUUUCGAAAAGGCCAGGACAGGAGGUGGCACUCGCUGCAGGACUACCUGGAGAUGGAGCAGCCGCAGCAGGCAGACGUGCUCCACUACAGCCUGGAGCACAGUCACAGUAACGCUGCCCCGCAGCUCGAACACAACCCCUUGAUCCUCAAGUGUCAGCAGCAGCAUCUGCAACGCAUGAAGGAGAACGCCAAGCACCACAACCAGUACAAGUUCAUCCUGCUGGAGAACCUGACCUGGCGGUACACGAUACCGUGCGUGUUGGACCUGAAGAUGGGAACGCGGCAGCACGGAGACGACACCCCUGAGGAGAAGAAGGCAAUACGCAUCCGCAGAUGCCAGCAGAGCACAUCGGCCGCCUUAGGGGUCCGCCUCAGUGGCAUGCAGGUGUACCACUCUGACUCUGGCCAGUUCAUGUUCAUGAGCAAGUUCCACGGCCACAAGCUGACCGUGGCAGAAUUCAAAGAGGCUCUGUUCAAGUUCUUCCACAGCGGCCGGCGUCUGAGGCGGGAAUUGCUCUCGCCGGUGCUGAGCCGACUCAGGGAGAUGCAGGCCGCCCUGGAGUCCUGCGAGUCGUACCGCUUCUAUUCCAGCUCCCUGCUCAUCAUCUACGACGGGCUGCAGCGCAGGACACACUUCUCCAGCACCAAAGACGGGCUCUCUGAAGGCGAGGAGGAGGACGACAAGGAGGAGGAGGACGAGGAAGAGGUACAAGCUGAGCCUAAAAUGGACGAGGACGAGGACGAGGAGGAGAGCGAAACAGAGGGCGCGUCCGGCUUUCCUCACAGCCCGGCGCCGUCUAGCGACGGCAGCGGCGGGAGCUCCAGCAUCAGCCAGUCCAGCUCGGACCUCCGCAGCCCUGCGGUGGAUGUGAGAAUGAUUGACUUUGCUCACACCACCUGCAGACAUUACCGCGAGGACAGCGUGGUUCACGAGGGCAAGGACAGCGGCUACAUUUUCGGCAUUCAGAACCUGAUCACCAUCAUCUCUGAGCUGGAGAAUCACAGCACAGACUGAGCAGUGAGACGAAAAACACAUUCAGGCUCCAAGCCGCGGACUCAGAGCCUCGGUCCCAGGAGAGGACUGCUGUAGCCGUUCCUUUACCUCCUCCUGUUUUCACCUUUGGUGCUUCUUUUUUCUUUUUUUUUUUUGGUGUUACCAUUGGGACUGAUAGUCAACCAAGAGUAACAGCAAAGAACCGUCUUUGUGAACGUCCCAUUUUAACCACAGUAACCAAUAAAAAGAAGGGGGACGGCCAUGGAUACAAAGCCAUUGAAACGUCCAAGAUCAGCAGGUGUUCUCGUGUCAGAUUUCCAAAGAAAGUGUCAUUUUGCACACACACACGUGGACAUGCUCUAAAAAGGGAGUGUGUGUUCGAACCGAAACAGGGAGAAGCAGAGGACGGAAAGUGUGAGGAGAGAAGCAGCUUUGGUUCUUCUUCUACAUGUUCAUCCUGCCGUCGUCGUCUCCUAAAGCGAAACAAAUCUCAGAGUUCAUAGAGAGAUAUUUAUUUAUUUCAGUCAUUUUGUAAAGUAAACUAAAAAUGUCAACAAGAAAAAAAAAGAAUAUGUAUGGAGGCUAGUACAUUCCGUAUUAUUAAUGUUAAAAUAAUGAUAUUGAUUAAUAUUGUUAUUUGACAUGGUUGGAUACCUCUCCCUUGUUUGUUUGUUUGUUUUUUCCCGUGUUGUCCACGAUUUGUUGGAGGCGAAUUAAAACCGUUGUGGUAGCA
Poecilia reticulata (guppy) is the source of this 5641-nucleotide messenger RNA. RefSeq names its product inositol hexakisphosphate kinase 2-like. Gene Ontology annotation, cellular component: cytoplasm; nucleus. NCBI's taxonomy places the organism in Eukaryota, Metazoa, Chordata, Actinopteri, Cyprinodontiformes, Poeciliidae. The record is from RefSeq and is a predicted model, not a curated record. Gene Ontology annotation, biological process: phosphatidylinositol phosphate biosynthetic process; inositol phosphate biosynthetic process. Gene Ontology annotation, molecular function: inositol hexakisphosphate kinase activity.